AUGCCCGCUCACCAUGUGUCUCGAAACAAAAACGGCCUGGCCAUGGUCAGGGAAGCUCAGAACCCACAAACGACCACCAGUGUCCCGACAGACUCGAGGUUUCCCAUUCCUCCUGGUGCUGCUGAGCGACCGGUAAGAAAACGGCGUCGCUCUUCAGGCUUAAGCGCCGUGCAGCCAGAGAAUGCUUCCAGGGCAAUCAACCUCCACGAGGCACCUCCCAUCGAAACACGACCGAGAGUUGAGACAUUUGUGCCAAUUUCGUCAGAAAUAAACUCUGAAAGACGCGUUUCUAGAGGCAGUUGGAGUCGGCGGAGGCUCCUUCAGGAGGUCAGAGAGGCGGUCUCAUUUUUGUCAGCAUCAGGAGAAAAGUUCGCAAUCGGCGUGAUAGUCAGGAGAGAUCUUCGGCAAUCCUUUGUAUCUGAGUCGGCUGUUAGCUUCUUGGGGUUUAGACCAAUGAACCUACCUGUACCACGGCGUCCCUUGCUCAGCAUUUCAUCGGGGCAAAUCCGACCAGAACGAUAUGUUCGAGCCGUCGUCGAGCAAGUCGAGAUUAGCAAUGGCGGUCGGGUGAGAUUACAAACAGGUGAUAUGCUGGUGGUCGACGACCGACAAUUCCCUCCUGGUGUUCAUGCUAUUCUGUGUGGGAACUUUUUCCAUCGAGACGAGGCAGGGCAUUCUUCCUCAAUUGCCGCCAACCAGAGUACUUACUCGCAACGACAACCACAUCGGACUUCAUACCAGAAUUCGGCUCAAUCGAGCACAGCGAGAAGCGAGUUCACGAGUGACUCGAGUCUCUUUACGGUGCCAACAUUAAUAAACAACUUGGUCUUUGAUGAUGAUGCGGGUAAGUGGUUUUUUCUUCUUCUGCCGAAAUGGGUUGGGGUCUGGGUCAGGGGACUUAUAAAGGGCAAUUGCGGUUCGGUGCUCGGUCCGCACCACUGUGUCCUUUAA
Messenger RNA from Podospora anserina S mat+, 951 nucleotides. RefSeq lists its product as uncharacterized. The coding region runs from base 1 to 951 and encodes 316 amino acids. The transcript has a single exon. NCBI's taxonomy places the organism in Eukaryota, Fungi, Ascomycota, Sordariomycetes, Sordariales, Podosporaceae. The record is from RefSeq and is a predicted model, not a curated record.